Messenger RNA from Saprolegnia diclina VS20, 1665 nucleotides. RefSeq lists its product as hypothetical. The transcript is spliced from 7 exons. Gene Ontology annotation, molecular function: myo-inositol:proton symporter activity. The record is from RefSeq and is a predicted model, not a curated record. Gene Ontology annotation, cellular component: membrane. Bases 14 to 1561 code for a protein of 515 amino acids. Gene Ontology annotation, biological process: transmembrane transport. NCBI's taxonomy places the organism in Eukaryota, Oomycota, Saprolegniomycetes, Saprolegniales, Saprolegniaceae.
UGGCCAUCGAGCGAUGGAACAAGAUCUGCCGCUGCGCGAGUCGCUGCUCAUGGCCACCGAGCCGGCGCCCGUCCCGACGCGGGCAACGAGCGGCGCCGUAAAGCUCUCAGCGUACCUCAUUGCGCUUAGCUCAUUCCUCUGGGGCUACGGCUUCUCGGUGCUCAACGUCUGCAUCGCCGAGAACGCGGCUGGCUCGAUCCUCGUCGACUUUGAUCUUUCGGACGCCGAGAUCGAGCUCGCGUCCUCGCUCGUGCUCAUUGGCGCCUGGAUCUCGGCGCUCUUGACAGCGUCCAUGGCCGAUGCGUACGGCCGCCGGAAGCUCCUCCUUGCCAACAACGUCCUCUUUGUCGGCGGCGCGAUUGCGUGCGCCUGCGCCAAAACGAAAGGCGACAUCUACAUUGGCCGCACAAUCAUCGGUCUCGCUUGCGGCAUUGUCACGAACGUGACGCCCAUCUUGCUGGCCGAGAUCGCGCCGGCCGAGAGCCGCGGCCAGAUUACGACCUUGCACCAGCUCAUGCUCACGAUCGGCAUCCUGGGCUCUUCAGUCUUGGGCUACGGCUUGGUCUCGUCCGUGGCAUCCGGCUGGCGCUAUGUGAACGCGUUCGUCGCUGUGCCCGCACUCCUCCAGGUGAUGCUCAUGCCAUGGGUCCCAGAGAGCCCGCGCUGGCUCCUCGCGAAUGGCAAGGACGAAGAGGCGCGGACGCAGCUCGUGCGCCUUCGCGACGUCGUGCACGCGACAGACAUUGACGUCGAGCUCAAGCAGCUACGACACGACAUGCUCGCCGACAAGAGAGCGUCACCGACGGACAUCUCCUUUUGCGGUCUCUGGGCCUUCAAGCGGCCGAUGCUCAUCGGGAGCUUCCUCGUCUUCUUCCAAGCCAUGACGGGCAUCAACACGGUCAUUCUCUACUCGUCCAAGAUCUUUCACUUUGCCGGCGUCGACCAGCCCAUCAUGGCGACCGCGUCCGUGGGCACGAUCAACGUCCUGACGACAGUCCUUUCCGUCUUCCUCGUCGACUACUGUGGACGCAAGAUCUUACUUCUCGUGAGCAGCGCGCUCAUGGCACUCUCGCUCGGCGUGCUUAGCUACACGCUGCUGUACCUCAGCGACAAGCUACAGGGCAUCCUCGCGGUCAUCUGCGUGCUGGUCUUUGUCGCUGGCUUUGCCGUCGGCCUCGGUGCAGUGAUCUGGGUUGUGCUGGCCGAGAUCACGCCGAGCGUCAUUCGCACGCGGGCGAUGGGCGUCUUCAUGGCCAUCAGCUACGCGUGCAACGUGUUUGUGGCUACGUGCACGCUCGGGAUUAUCAAGGCGCUCGGCCACGGCCACAAGGACGUCGAGAAGAACGGCAUUGCCAAGCUCUACUUGAUUUGCGGGGGUCUCUCGGUGCUCUGCUUUCUCUUCAUCGCCAAGUUUGUCCCCGAGACAAAAGGGCUCUCGCACGACGGUUAUGACAAGCAAACUACUUAUGACGAUGACGACGGCGCGACGUCCCGGCUCCGCGUCUCGAGCGACGAGGCGACGCUCCUGUCCAGCGAGAGCUCCCGCAGUAGCCGCGCGUAGCAUCGGCCGUCGUUUGAGCAGUCGACCCUGCGUGGUUCUGUACUUAGUGGGUAUGUAUUAGUGAUCAAUACUAAAUGUCGACGUACUACAGCGUUGUCCACACG